AUGGAGCCUGCCCAUUAUGGCCUAUCUUUGGUGGACGAUGGGCAGCCCGAUUCCCAAGGAAGCAUCCUUUAUGCUCUGCGCUGCCAGCCGAUUAUCACAAGUGUGUUUCUGCGAUCUGGCCAGGGAGAGGCAGAGACAAGAGAAUGCAUUUAUUACAAUGCCAACUGGGAACUGGAAAAGACUAACCAGAGUGGAGUGGAGCGUUGCGAAGGUGAAAAAGACAAGCGCCUGCAUUGCUAUGCAUCGUGGAGGAACAACUCUGGAUUCAUUGAACUAGUGAAAAAAGGAUGUUGGCUUGAUGACUUCAAUUGUUAUGACAGGCAGGAAUGUGUGGCCACAGAAGAGAAUCCACAAGUCUAUUUCUGUUGUUGUGAAGGGAAUUUCUGCAAUGAAAAGUUCACUCAUUUACCUGAAGCUACUGGCCCACAAGUGGUUUAUGAGCCACCGCCUCCCAACGCCUCGCUGCUCCAUGUUGUCGUUUAUUCUUUGUUUCCCAUGACUGCUCUCUCCAUUGCCAUCUUGCUGGCCUUUUGGAUGUACCGUCACCGCAAGCCUCCGUAUGGGCACGUUGAUGUCAGCGAGGACCCAGGACCCCCACCUCCUUCUCCAAUGAUUGGACUGAAGCCAUUGCAGCUGUUAGAGGUCAAAGCCAGGGGUCGCUUUGGCUGUGUCUGGAAAGCACAAUUGAUGAAUGAGUAUGUAGCAGUGAAAAUCUUCCCCGUACAGGACAAGCAGUCUUGGCAAAGCGAGAGGGACAUCUUCAACACCCCAGGAAUGAAGCACGAAAACCUCCUGCAGUUUAUUGCAGCCGAGAAGAGGGGAGCCAACCUGGAGACGGAGCUUUGGCUGAUCACAGCUUUUCAUGAUAAGGGGUCUUUGACUGACUAUCUGAAGGGGAACGUUGUCAACUGGAAUGAGCUCUGCCACGUGGCGGAAACCAUGGCCCGCGGACUCUCCUAUCUGCAUGAGGACAUCCCCUGGUGCAAGGGAGAAGGACAUAAACCUGCUAUAGCACACAGGGAUUUCAAGAGCAAGAAUGUACUUCUGAAGAAUGACUUAACUGCCGUGCUUGCUGACUUCGGACUGGCUGUACGCUUUGAACCCGGGAAGCCUCCAGGAGAUACUCAUGGACAGGUGGGAACUAGAAGAUACAUGGCUCCUGAGGUCCUGGAGGGAGCAAUUAAUUUCCAGAGAGAUUCCUUCCUGAGAAUUGACAUGUAUGCCAUGGGCCUGGUAUUGUGGGAGUUGGUUUCCAGAUGCACAGCAACUGACGGUCCAGUGGAUGAGUACUUACUGCCUUUUGAAGAAGAAAUCGGCCAGCACCCAUCUCUUGAGGAGCUGCAGGAGAUUGUGGUCCAUAAGAAGAUGCGCCCGGUGUUCAAGGACCAUUGGCUUAAACACCCUGGCAUAGCCCAGCUGUGUGUUACCAUUGAAGAAUGCUGGGAUCAUGAUGCGGAGGCCAGACUGUCAGCCGGUUGUGUGGAAGAGCGCAUUGCCCAGAUUCGCAAAUCAGCCAAUGGUAGUACCCUCGACUGCCUUGUUUCCAUCGUGACCUCUGUCACCAACGUAGAUUUGCUGCCCAAAGAGUCAAGUAUCUAAAUCCUUAUUUGCCUUUUUUUUUCCCACUGGUCUCUUCAGACGCAGUGGAUUUUUUUUUCAAAAAAAAAAAAAAAUUGCAGAAUUCAACACACACACGCAUACAUAUACAUGAAUGCAGCUGCUAUUUUCUUGACUUUUCUUGCUAUUGUUAUUAUUUGUUGUUGUGUUGUUGUUGUUGUUGUUUUGACUGAAUCAAUUUACCAGCAUAUUGCUCUACUGUAUUGAAAGAGAAAAAAAAAUUAAGAGAAAGACAUCUCUCUGAAAGCAUCCAGGUGCCGACUAAUGAAUGCAGUUACAGUGCAGGUACCUCAAAACCUCAGUGAACUCUUUGAUUCCUUUAUUAACCUAUUUUCUCUUCUAACUAACCUGCAAUUUUUACACCAAAUAUCAGUGAUAACAAGAAAACGACCUACUCAUCUUCUUAUACAUGCUGCAAAAUCAAGACUGUUCCAUGAGAUCAUACCUCUCAAAAGAACGGAUUCCCCGCCCCCCCUCUACUACUUUUCCUUUUCUUGCUUUUCUAUUUUAGACAGUGAGCUUAAAAAAAAAAAGAAAAGAAAAAAGCAGAUGUGUCUUUUACGGGUCUAACGGGUGUUGCCGUGUUUGUGUGUGGGGGGGAGUGAUUGCGUCGAGAAUAUUAACUGAUGAUGGUAGAACCGAAGACGAGAAGUUGAAGGCUGGGUGGGGAAGAGAUGGUGGACUAUUGCAGCAUUUGGAGAAACAAUGGCUAAAGAAUUACUUCUCAGGAAAACAGUUAAUGAGAGGAUGGGCAAGUUUUGAGGCAGACUAUUAAACUGCUGCAACAUGCAGAAAAAGUUGGGUCACAACAUCACUGAUACAAAUGGAUUCUUAAAUAUCUCAGGCUUGAGAAAUGUUAAGUGAAAUCAACCCUUUCUAUUACAUUUAUAAGUUCAGAGAAUGAGGUCUUAGGAUUCAACAACUGCAGAUUUCCCUCAGUUGUCUUAACAGGGCAGCGUUACAGCCCUAAGCGAUUUUUCUGCCAUUGUAAUACAAAAAUAAAAUACAGAAGACAACAAGCGUCUGACCUGGAGCUUUAAAAAAAAAGCCCAGUCUAUCCAGUUAUGUAUUGGCAUUCGGUAUUCGAUGUCAUUCAUGAUGUGAAACAACCUUUCUUUGAAGGCUCAUUGAAAUCAGUAAAACUUACUUCCAAGUAAAUGUAGCCAGGACUAAUAAAAUUCAAUUUCACUCUUAGAUCUUAACAUCUGCAGAGCAAAUGUCAAGGCUGUUUAGCUGCUAUGACUAUCAAGAAUUGUAAAGGGAGAUAAUGAUUCCCCAUUAAGGACACAUAGAAACGCCAUCACCAAUUGUCCCUGAGACUUCAUGGGAAUGUAUGUGUGUAUAUUGAAGAAAAAAAAUAUCAAGAUGGCAGCUGUGAUCAUGGCCAUCUUAACUUUUUUGACACCUUCUCUGUCCAUGUCUCCAUAGUCCUUUGGCAAAAGUCAUGGCGACUGAAUACAGUUGAAUAGAGUUGUCUAUCUUUCUUUGAUUUAUAGUAAGGAUAGGUGUAGUUUAGGCCAAUGUUUCUCAACCUUGGCAACUCACAUCUUUUAAGAAUUCUGUUUCUAAGUAUACUUUUACACUUUAUACACAAAUUCCUUUGCUUUCAACAUAGCUCAUAGCUGGUUGAAAUUGAUGGGUUUGAUUUUUCUUGAUUCUUCAUUCUCUGAAGACUGUCACCCAACUUUUUCGUCUUAACAGUGGUGCAUAUUUUCAAUACACUUAAUUCUACUACGCCAUAUAAAAUCCGCUCUAGUCAGUGAAUACUCCUAAUGCUGCCAAUAUAACAUUUAAAUAUUUUUUUAACUUGCAAGACAUGCAAUGAUUUAUAAAAGAAAUAAACUUAGAAUACACAUACACAUGAAGUGGCUUUUGAGGUUUUAAACUAAAAAAAAAGAAAAACCUUCAUGACCACAGACCACCUCAAACCAGAAAUACCUCAAAAUUUUCUACUUGUAUGAGUUUUAUUAUAUAUUUUGUUAGUUGUGUUAUCUUGGAGUAUGUAAAUUUUAAUGUAAGUUGGCUUUUAUGAAAAGGGAGUUUUAAAAAAAGAAGAAGAAAAAAGAAAAAAAUUCCCCAAUCUUUUAGAAAAUGCUACCACUUCUUUCUGUUUUCUUUCUAUAAAGCACCAUUGUAAAUAAGUGUAAACAAUUAUAGAGGAAUUGGCUAUACAAGAUUCCUGGACAUAUUCACCAUUACUUGUGAAGGCUUGUUUCCAUUUUUAAAAAUUUUGGUGGGAGUAGUAGGAGCACAAGUUGUUUUAGUAAAGAAUUAUUAGUACAGCAUUUCCUUUAUGAAAUGUUUCCCCCGGGAGAUGCUAGUCCAUGAAUGAAAAUUAUUUUCUUUAGAUUUGUUAUUCAGCUAUUGGUUGACUGAUACCCAGUUAACACAAUACAAAUGAUCAUUCAGUUAAAAACAAAGGUUGCAAUGCAAUUCCUUUUCCCCAAGGCAUUUUAAUUAACUGUAGAAGAAUCUCAGAGAAGCUUUUCUAACAAAUAAAGAACAGCAAAAAGGAAACUAAUCUUGCCAAAUGGGCAUGUGGAAGCAGAGGUGCCCAAAACAAACUGCUUUUUUUGGUUUUGUAAGACAAGAGGGAGAGAGUUGCUUUUGACUGCUUGUGAAUGUGCAAAAAAAUAU
This is a messenger RNA of Protobothrops mucrosquamatus (brown spotted pit viper), 4254 nucleotides long. RefSeq names its product activin A receptor type 2B (gene ACVR2B). Gene Ontology annotation, biological process: protein phosphorylation; activin receptor signaling pathway; cellular response to growth factor stimulus. Gene Ontology annotation, molecular function: activin receptor activity; ATP binding; activin binding. The record is from RefSeq and is a predicted model, not a curated record. Bases 1 to 1599 code for a protein of 532 amino acids. NCBI's taxonomy places the organism in Eukaryota, Metazoa, Chordata, Lepidosauria, Squamata, Viperidae. The transcript is spliced from 12 exons. Gene Ontology annotation, cellular component: plasma membrane; activin receptor complex.